This is a messenger RNA of Xenopus tropicalis (tropical clawed frog), 2135 nucleotides long. RefSeq names its product karyopherin alpha 3 (importin alpha 4) (gene kpna3). Gene Ontology annotation, biological process: protein import into nucleus. Gene Ontology annotation, cellular component: nucleus; cytosol; cytoplasm. NCBI's taxonomy places the organism in Eukaryota, Metazoa, Chordata, Amphibia, Anura, Pipidae. Gene Ontology annotation, molecular function: nuclear import signal receptor activity. The record is from RefSeq and is marked provisional.
CGGCUGUGGCGCGGCCUUGGAAGUGUUGGUGUCGCAGCCGGUAAACGGGCAGGGGGAAGACACAUAAGAAGCAGCCGCCAUGGCGGACAACGCCGGCCUAGAGAACCACCGUAUCAAAAGCUUUAAGAACAAGGGGCGAGAUGUGGAGACUAUGAGAAGACACAGAAAUGAAGUGACUGUUGAGCUGCGGAAGAACAAACGAGACGAGCACCUGUUGAAAAAAAGAAAUGUCCCACAAGAAGAGAGUUUAGAAGAUUCAGAUGUCGAUGGAGAUUUUAAAUCGCAAAAUGUAACACUCGAAGCAAUAUUGCAGAAUGCCACCAGUGAUAAUCCAGCAAUCCAACUAAGUGCAGUGCAAGCAGCAAGAAAAUUACUGUCCAGUGACAGAAAUCCGCCUAUUGAUGAUCUAAUCAAAUCGGGAAUUCUGCCGAUCCUAGUGAAAUGCUUAGAGGCAGACGAUAACCCUUCUUUACAGUUUGAAGCAGCAUGGGCAUUAACUAACAUAGCAUCAGGAACCUCGGCACAAACCCAGGCAGUGGUUCAGUCCAAUGCUGUGCCUCUGUUCCUGAGACUUCUCCAUUCCCUGCAUCAAAAUGUUUGUGAACAAGCAGUUUGGGCACUUGGAAACAUUAUAGGUGAUGGCCCCCAGUGUAGAGAUUAUGUCAUCUCACUUGGAGUUGUCAAACCUCUCCUAUCCUUCAUAAACCCGUCAAUCCCCAUCACCUUCCUUCGGAACGUCACUUGGGUCAUUGUAAAUCUCUGCCGGAAUAAGGACCCUCCGCCGCCCAUGGAGACUGUCCAGGAGAUUUUGCCUGCUUUGUGUGUCCUCAUAUAUCAUACAGACAUCAAUAUUCUAGUGGAUACAGUGUGGGCUUUGUCUUACCUAACUGAUGGUGGAAACGAACAAAUACAGAUGGUGAUAGAUUCUGGAGUUGUUCCAUUUUUAGUACCUCUCUUGAGCCACCAGGAAGUAAAAGUACAAACUGCAGCUCUGAGGGCCGUUGGUAACAUUGUUACUGGAACAGAUGAACAGACUCAAGUUGUCUUAAACUGUGAUGUUCUUUCUCAUUUUCACAAUCUUCUGACCCACCCUAAAGAGAAAAUUAACAAGGAAGCAGUGUGGUUCUUAUCUAAUAUUACAGCAGGAAACCAGCAACAAGUUCAGGCUGUCAUUGAUGCUGGCCUAAUACCUAUGAUUAUACAUCAGCUGGCCAAGGGGGAUUUUGGAACCCAAAAGGAAGCCGCCUGGGCCAUCAGUAACUUAACGAUAAGUGGAAGAAAAGAUCAGGUGGAAUACCUUGUGCAGCAAAAUGUUAUCCCGCCCUUCUGCAGUUUGCUGUCUGUGAAGGAUUCCCAAGUUGUACAGGUUGUUCUGGACGGUCUGAAAAACAUUCUUAUAAUGGCAGGGGAUGAGGCCAGUACCAUUGCUGAGAUUAUUGAGGAAUGUGGAGGACUGGAGAAAAUAGAAGCACUGCAACAACAUGAGAAUGAAGAAAUCUACAAACUAGCAUUUGAGAUCAUAGACCAGUAUUUCUCUGGUGAUGAUAUUGAUGAAGAUCAAAGCCUUGUUCCCGAAGCUACCCCAGGAGGUACAUAUCAUUUUGAACCAACAACCAGUCUGCAAACAAAGGAAUUCAACUUCUAAGUAUGUUGCUGUGCAGCUUUUCUGUCCCUCAGCAUACGGCACCACCAGACAUCAACCCGCUGAAGAAACAUAAAGGCUUAAAGAUACACACGCCUCUUCGUUUUGAUGCUUCUAAAGCAAACCAUGUUUAUCUGUCACCUUGCAGUUGCCAAAUGUCACAUUCACACGGACUGUAAUUGCAUAUGCAUGAUCUCGGUUUCCUUUGAAAUUCUGACAGUCCCAACUCUAUCUCCUGCCUUCUCCAUUCAGCACCAUGUGCUGACCGCCACAACAUUCUUCUGUUCGAUUAUUCCAUAGUGGUGGCAUAUCAGCUUACUGUGGGAAAAGUAGCUUCUCUUGAAUCUGGUGCACUGUACAUCGAGACUUUGGUAUGAUGCCUACGUUUUGGAAGAAUUGCAGGAGUAGUCUGCUCUGAGCCUCCAUCUUCCUACAUGAACAUUUUCAUAUUUUGUGGAACUAAGAAAUUUAAUGGAAAACAAAAAAAAAAAAA